This is a messenger RNA of Necator americanus (New World hookworm), 237 nucleotides long. RefSeq lists its product as uncharacterized. The transcript is spliced from 4 exons. NCBI's taxonomy places the organism in Eukaryota, Metazoa, Nematoda, Chromadorea, Rhabditida, Ancylostomatidae. The record is from RefSeq and is a predicted model, not a curated record. Bases 1 to 237 code for a protein of 78 amino acids.
AUGAGAGCAUUGCGAGAGCUCCUCGUCCUUCUCCUGGCAAUCCUCGCCACAACGCAAGCUUUUAUGAUCGAUGGCGACGAAUACAGUGGACUAGUGGACUAUCCACUGCCGAAGAGGAACUUCCAACACAUCUGGCGCAAUAUUCAAAUGCAGAUGCCGGAGCUAGAGCCAAUGCCUACUAUCGUCUUGGCUGACGCGCACAAACGUCAGUGUCGAAAAUUCUGGGGAUUCGACUGA